Messenger RNA from Zonotrichia leucophrys gambelii, 846 nucleotides. Its product is annotated as UDP-glucuronosyltransferase 1A1-like. NCBI's taxonomy places the organism in Eukaryota, Metazoa, Chordata, Aves, Passeriformes, Passerellidae. The record is from RefSeq and is a predicted model, not a curated record. Gene Ontology annotation, molecular function: UDP-glycosyltransferase activity. The transcript is spliced from 2 exons. The coding region runs from base 1 to 846 and encodes 281 amino acids.
AUGCUGGUGGCACUGCUUCUGCCCUUCCUAUGCCUCCUGACCCGGGCUGCUGCUGGGAGGCUGCUGGUGAUCCCCAUGGACGGCAGCCACUGGCUCAGCAUGAAAAAAGUGCUGAUGGAGCUGAGCAAGAGAGGGCACCAAAUCGUGGUCAUUGCAUCAGACAACAAAAUCCUGAUCGAUUCCUCAGAUGUCUACGAACUGAAAACCUACCCAGUGCUAUUAACAAAGGAAGACAUGGAAGAACAGUUACGCUCCUUCAGUGCAAGACUUUUCAGCCAAGAGCCUUUCAUGGUGAGGUUCUGGAAGCGUUUGGAAGAUUACCGGAAGAGCGGAGCCCUUUUCCAUGCUUUGUGCAAGUCGUUGUUGCACAUCCAGGAGCUGUUGAAGUACAUUGGAGAGGGUCACUUCGAUGCCCUGCUCACGGAUCCUGUGUCACCCUGUGGGCAGAUCAUUGCCCUGCACUUCUCCAUCCCCAGUGUUUUCUUCCUGCGGAUGGUUCCGUGUGCCUUGGAGGUUCGCGCGGCUCAGGGCCCGGACCCGCCGUCCUACGUCCCACGGGGGUUCUCAGAAUACACCGACCACAUGACCUUCUCCCAGAGGGUCAAGAACUUCCUGAUUGCCCUUUCCGAGUCCUUCAUCUGCAAUAUUGCCUAUUCUCAGUUUGAGGAGCUGGCCUCAGAGUUCCUCCAAAAACCCAUGACAAUGACGGAGCUUUUAAGUCACGGAUCCAUCUGGCUGAGGAGAAUCGACUUUGUCUUUGAUUAUCCCAUGCCUGUCAUGCCCAACAUGGUUUUCAUUGGAGGCAUCCACUGUGGAGAGAAGAACAAGCCCUUAUCUCAGGGGUAA